GUAGUGUGAAUGGAAAUCGCUAUUGAACAAGUGAAAGUUAUUCAGCUAAGAUCAACAUCGAAGAAUCAUCAUCCAUAAAGAGUGAGAACUAACGAGAGAGAGGAGUGAGAGAGAGAAGUUAAUUCGUGAGCUAAAAAGUGAGAGUAAAAGAGGAGAAACUCAAGUAAUUAUAAGUCAUCAUUUUCCAUCAUCAAUAAACUCAAUCCAUCAUCAUCCUGCUACUGACAUAUUACAUUGUGAGUUACGAUUUAACAAGUAAAAGUUUCCUUUUGAAUCUCAUACGACACUUUAAUUUUUUGGAAAAUUUGACAAACAGAAAAAGAAGAGGAGAAAAUGGAGAAAAAAAAUAUUCGAAUGUAUUUCUAUGCAUUUAUCUUGGCGGUUACCGUUAUAUUGAAUCUAUCACAACAAGCAUCGGCCCGUCCAAACAUGGACGAAAUGGCCAACAUGGCGGAAGCAUUGAGAUACCUUGAAAAAUUGGACAAAUAUUACUCGCAAAUGGCAAGGCCAAGGUUUGGACGAAGCAUUUCAGAUACAAGGCCAGGGAAACGUGACCCUUUCAUCCCUAUCGAUCUAAACUGAAGAUUACAAGAACUAAUCAUAAUAUAAUGUAAGAAAGAAAAAGGAAAAAAUUGGACGGAAUUAGAACAAAGAGAGAACUCGAAAUUAACGAAAAAUUUCAAAAAUUUUCGACUCGAAUUCGAUAAAAAACUUUAACAUCAUAAGAACUUUUUUUGAACAAUCGUACAAAUCAUCAUUAAUCUAAUCACUAUUUACCACCAGAAACCCUUUCUGUUUAAUCAACAACAAGUUGCCAAUGAUAAUCAAUCAACAAUCAAUCAGUCAAUUAAAAUGGUAGCGUUAAUCAGUGACAAUUAACUUUCCCCUUGAAUUGUGUUAAUUUAAAUUGUUUGUAAUCAAAAGUUUAAUUUAAUUGUCUCUUAAUUUUUUUAAAUUUUAGAUUAUCCCUUUAUAAGUUUACCCAAUUUUCAUUUUAAAUUGUAUCAAUUGAACAUCUACAUUUAAUUGUAAUUCAUUAUUAUUUCUUGAUUAACAUCGCCUAUUAUAUCAACAA
Messenger RNA from Panonychus citri (citrus red mite), 1075 nucleotides. RefSeq names its product neuropeptide F-like. Gene Ontology annotation, cellular component: extracellular region. Bases 334 to 582 code for a protein of 82 amino acids. The record is from RefSeq and is a predicted model, not a curated record. NCBI's taxonomy places the organism in Eukaryota, Metazoa, Arthropoda, Arachnida, Trombidiformes, Tetranychidae. Gene Ontology annotation, molecular function: hormone activity. The transcript has 4 exons.